Molecule: messenger RNA, 3934 nt
Organism: Salmo salar (Atlantic salmon)
Lineage: Eukaryota; Metazoa; Chordata; Actinopteri; Salmoniformes; Salmonidae
Source: RefSeq, a predicted model, not a curated record
GUUGAAAUUAGAACUCCUACUCGCUUUCCGUAGUUGAAGUAAACAAGCUGAUAUCAUUGUUGACCCCAUCUAGCUUCUGUCAAAGCCUCUUCUAUCUUCUCGUUACCGUGGAAAUCUUCAACUCUCUCUACUCUUUAGUCAACAUGAAAUGUUUGGUGUGAAAUGAUUAAGGCUUGCAAUAAGUUAACAAGAGAAAACAACUAAACUAAACAUGAAACUGCGUGUGAGGAUAAACAAGCAGACCAGCCGGGUGAAGCUGGAGGGAGAGGAGCCAACUCUGACAGAGCUCAACGUUCAAAUCAGAGAGAUUCUUCUGCCUUCACAUGGACUCAGCCCAGACUCAGAGUUCACCUUGUCCCUGAACGGCUCAGAUCUUCUCUCUGACUCUGGUCAGACUUUGUCUUCCUGUGGCAUCGUCACUGGGGACCUGGUCUGUGUCAUCCUGCGUCCAACUGUCGCUGUGCCCUCCGCCGCCUCUACUCCCUCAGCCCGCCAGGCUGUGCCCUCAGGCUACCCUGCUUCCUCCGCUGCCUUUGCCUCCUCAGCCCGCCAGGCACCCAGCAACAGCAGCAGUAGUAGUAGUAGUACUGGGCUGUACCAAGCUGUACACCCACCAGCCCAACGCUCCAGUGAGGCCAGCAUGGGGGUGGAGCCUCAACAGGAAGUGGUCAGAGAGGAAGAAGAGGCAGGCCAGUGGGUUUGGGAACCCAUGCUGUGUGGGGAAGCAGAAGGAGGGAAGGUACCCCAUUCCCUGGAGGUUCUGUACCACCAGGCUCAGAGCAGCAGUACCUGCGAUGCCCUGAUGGUGGCAGUACACCUCCUGAUGGUUGAGACGGGCUUCCUGUGUCAGGGCUCUGAGGGGCGUCCUGGUGAGAUGCCAGCUGGGUGGAGGGCACCAGGAGGGCUGUACAGACUGCAGUAUGCCCAUCCUCUCUGUGACGACAGCCUGGCCAUGGUCCUAGCUGUACCCAUGGGACCCAUUCUGGUUAUCAACGCCACCCUGAAGGUGAAGCAGCAGGUGGAAACAGUGAGGAAACUGUCGCUGAAACCCUCCACCUAUGUGACUGACCAGUGGACAGGUGACAGCGCAGCGGCCGUCUACACAGAGCUGAGGAAGUUGUCCCGGGUCUUCAAAGACCAGCUGGUGUAUCCUCUGAUAGCUUCAGCCAGAGAAGCCAUGGCCCUGCCAGCAGUGUUUGGCCUGCCAGUCCUUCCUCCAGAGCUGUUACUGAGGGUGCUGAGACUGCUGGAUGUCUCCUCUCUCCUGGCCCUCUCCUCGGUCAACAGGCACCUCCACCAGACCACCACAGACCCGGCUCUCUGGAGACAUCUCUACCGCCGAGACUUCAGGGACUGCCAAGACCUCAGCCGAGACGGAGGCACUCAGUGGAAAGAGCUCUACAAGAAGAAGUACAAGUGGAGGAGAGAGGCAGCCAGUUACCCCCGCCACAUGCCCCGUUACCACCCUGUCCCCCCACCCCUCUACCCCCUCCACCCCUUCCCAACAACCCCUUCCCCUUCUACCCGCCUGGCAUCAUCGGUGGAGAGUACGACCAGAGACCCGGCAUCCCCGGUGGUAUUCUGCCCCGCCCCCGCUAUGACCCUAUUGGUCCGCUCCCAGGUCACGAUCCCACAGCAGGAGGGCUGAUUGGACGAAGGGGGCUGAGACCUGCUGGGAACCGGCCGGCUGACAUCAGAAGAGGGUUCAUAUGACCCCCCCCCCACCCUGACCAGUGACCUCUAGUGGUGGUGUAGCAGUAUGACCACCUCACAGAGAAGCUUAAAUAAAACAGAGAUGAACGCUAACCCCCAUCCAGCCUGCUUAUUAUCACCCAAACCUCAUCCAGGUGUUUUUUUUGUAAACCUUAUCCCUGACCCCAAAUCAGCUUUAAUAGCUCAUGUUCUUCUUUGUGUGUGUGUGUGUGUGUGUGUGUGUGUGUGUGUGUGUGUUUAGUAAGUGAUGAGGUAACCUCAUACUGAUCUGCUAUCUUCAUUAGAUCACUCUGUUGUUGCAGAGAAUGUUGCUGCACAGCAGGAAAUGCAAACUUCUAAAAAGUUUUCCUGUUGAGAAACCGGUCAAAUUUAAAGAUGGCGGAUCUGUAGGGGUGCCUGGGGGGAUUGAGGUAGCAGAUCUGUAGGGGUGCCUGGGGGGAUUGAGGUAGCAGAUCUGUAGGGGUGCCUGGGGGGAUUGAGGUAGCAGAUCUGUAGGGGUGCCUGGGGGAUUGAGGUAGCAGAUCUGUAGGGGUGCCUGGGGGAUUGAGGUAGCAGAUCUGUAGGGGUGCCUGGGGGAUUGAGGUAGAAAAUCUGUAGGGGUGCCUGGGGGGAUUGAGGUAGCAGAUCUGUAGGGGUGCCUGGGGGGAUUGAGGUAGCAGAUCUGUAGGGGUACCUGGGGGAUUGAGGUAGAAGAUCUGUAGAGGUGCCUGGGGGGAUUGAGGUAGCAGACCUGUAGGGGUGCCUGGGGGAUUGAGGUAGCAGAUCUGUAGGGGUGCCUGGGGGGAUUGAGGUAGCAGAUCUGUAGGGGUGCCUGGGGGAUUGAGGUAGAAGAUCUGUAGGGGUGCCUGGGGGAUUGAGGUAGGAGAUCUGUAGGGGUGCCUGGGGGGAUUGAGGUAGCAGAUCUGUAGGGGUGCCUGGGGGGAUUGAGGUAGAAGAUCUGUAGGGGUGCCUGGGGGGAUUGAGGUAGCAGAUCUGUAGGGGUGCCUGGGGGAUUGAGGUAGAAGAUCUGUAGGGGUGCCUGGGGGGAUUGAGGUAGCAGAUCUGUAGGGGUGCCUGGGGGGAUUGAGGUAGCAGAUCUGUAGGGGUGCCUGGGGGGAUUGAGGUAGCAGAUCUGUAGGGGUGCCUGGGGGAUUGAGGUAGCAGAUCUGUAGGGGUGCCUGGGGGAUUGAGGUAGCAGAUCUGUAGGGGUGCCUGGGGGGAUUGAGGUAGCAGAUCUGUAGGGGUGCCUGGGGGGGAUUGAGGUAGCAGAUCUGUAGGGGUGCCUGGGGGGAUUGAGGUAGCAGAUCUGUAGGGGUGCCUGGGGUAUUGAGGUAGCAGAUCUGUAGGGGUGCCUGGGGGGAUUGAGGUAGCAGAUCUGUAGGGGUACCUGGGGGGAUUGAGGUAGCAGAUCUGUAGGGGUGCCUGGGGGAUUGAGGUAGCAGAUCUGUAGGGGGUGCCUGGGGGGAUUGAGGUAGCAGAUCUGUAGGGGUGCCUGUGAUAUUGAGGUAGCAGAUCUGUAGGGGUACCUGGGGGAUUGAGGUAGCAGAUCUGUAGGGGUGCCUGGGGGGAUUGAGGUGGCAGAUCUGUAGGGGUGCCUGGGGGGAUUGAGGUAGCAGAUCUGUAGGGGUGCCUGUGGUAUUGAGGUAGCAGAUCUGUAGGGGUACCUGGGGGAUUGAGGUAGCAGAUCUGUAGGGGUGCCUGGGGGGAUUGAGGUAGCAGAUCUGUAGGGGUGCCUGGGGGGAUUGAGGUAGCAGAUCUGUAGGGGUGCCUGGGGGAUUGAGGUAGCAGAUCUGUAGGGGUGCCUGGGGGAUUGAGGUAGAAGAUCUGUAGGGGUGCCUGGGGGGAUUGAGGUAGCAACUCUGUAGGGGUGCCUGGGGGAUUGAGGUAGAAGAUCUGUAGGGGUGGUGCCUGGGGGGAUUGAGGUAGCAGAACUGUAGGGGUGCCUGGGGGAUUGAGGUAGCAGAUCUGUAGGGGUGCCUGGGGGGAUUGAGGUAGCAGAUCUGUAGGGGUGCCUGGGGGGAUUGAGGUGGCCGUUUCUAUCUCCCACCAUUCACUAUGAAGACAUUUUGUAGAGCACUUGUUUCCCCGCAGACUAAAAGCUUUAAAUAAAAUGAUAAAUGGGAAUCGACUGGUUUUUAGCUGUGGUCAUAUUUGAGCCCUCAGUGUCUUUCUGAAAAACAGACUGUUCAGGGACGAUUCAAUAGUCAUGUACACUGAACUAAAAUAUAAAUCUCAACAUGUA